This is a messenger RNA of Mytilinidion resinicola, 1083 nucleotides long. RefSeq lists its product as uncharacterized. NCBI's taxonomy places the organism in Eukaryota, Fungi, Ascomycota, Dothideomycetes, Mytilinidiales, Mytilinidiaceae. The record is from RefSeq and is a predicted model, not a curated record. The transcript has 2 exons. Gene Ontology annotation, cellular component: tRNA (m1A) methyltransferase complex. Bases 1 to 1083 code for a protein of 360 amino acids. Gene Ontology annotation, biological process: tRNA methylation.
AUGUCUACAAAUACAGGGCGCGGCGAAGUCCCCCACUCCAACAUCAUCGGCAAGCGCUUUCGGGAUAUUGUCCUUGCAAAAACGGGCCACGAGUUCCGCGUCUACGAGCCAACGCUUGCAGAGUAUGUUCGAUUAACUCCGCGUGUAGUCACACCCAUAUACCCCGGCGAUGCGAAUAUCAUCGUCUCCCUCCUCGACAUACACGUUUCCCCUCCCUCCGAAUCUGAUGCGGAUACCUCACCGCUUGAGAUCCUCGAAGCUGGCACGGGACAUGGCGCCUUGACGCUCCAUCUCUCGCGCGCAAUUCACGCCGCGAACCCGGCACUACCGAAGCUACAAUCAACUUCCCCAGACCAUGGGGAGGUCGAAGAUUCAGCAAGGGAAGACGAAUCAGUUGUCGAGCUUAACAAUAUUAGCCUGGAGGCAUGGAAGCAACAACGUCGGGCCGUCAUCCACACCCUGGAUAUCUCCAAGGAGUUCCAGUCGCAUGCUCGCAAGAUCGUGCGCAACUUCCGGAAAGGGAUAUACGCCGGGAAUAUCGAUUUCCAUGUCGGCAAUGUCUCAGCGUGGGUUGCGUCUGAGAUGGAGGCCCGGAACAUAACAGAGCCAUUCUUGUCGCACAUCUUCCUCGACCUACCCUCAGCCGAUUCCCAUCUCGCGAAUGUAGCGCCUGCGCUUCAUGUUGAUGGCAUACUGGCUGUGUUCAAUCCAAGCAUUACGCAGAUUGCGGAAUGUGUUGAGAGUAUCCGCACCCAGAAGCUGCCGUAUGUGCUGGAUCAGGUCGUUGAACUUGGUGCUACAGCCACAAUGCGGCAGUGGGAUGUCAGGUCUGUUAGACCGCGUUCCGUCUUCAAGAAGGCAUCUUCGUCGCAGGCCAGCCAAAGUUCCGGAGAGACUUCGGAUGAGACGAGUCAAGAUGAGGCGGUCGAGGGGCAAGCUUCGAGAGAUGGGGAAGUCGAGGACAAUUUGGCUAAGCAGAAGUCGGACUACGCUAUGGUCUGUCGUCCGAAGGUUGGCGAGAGGGUAGUUGGCGGUGGCUUUCUUGGCCUUUGGAGACGCAUGCGGUCUUCUGGAGAAGAGUAG